This is a messenger RNA of Pleuronectes platessa (European plaice), 3338 nucleotides long. RefSeq names its product sarcospan (Kras oncogene-associated gene) (gene sspn). The transcript has 3 exons. NCBI's taxonomy places the organism in Eukaryota, Metazoa, Chordata, Actinopteri, Pleuronectiformes, Pleuronectidae. The coding region runs from base 1511 to 2179 and encodes 222 amino acids. The record is from RefSeq and is a predicted model, not a curated record. Gene Ontology annotation, cellular component: dystrophin-associated glycoprotein complex; sarcolemma.
GCUGGGGGGAAACGUGAUUCGUGCGCGGAACGUGGCACAAGGCGCACAGGCGUGAAGAGGAGCCGAGAAGGAAGAUCAGGCUCACGACAGGUUUAAUGCUGAGCAGUGUCAGUGUCCUCAAACUUUGCAGGAGUGGCACGUGGUGUGAGGGCUGAUGAUGAGGAAUUAUCCGGAGUGGAGUCCACGGGGUUAAAUGUCCACGUCUCUUAAAUGGUGCACCCCCCCCGCCAUUUUAACAUCAGAUCUAUUUUGGUUUGGCAAUAAAAAUUCAACUUUCAACAUCCUAAUCUUUCCAAACCACCAAAACAAUCCCCCUUUCUAACGCCUUUGGUGAAAACACGGGGAUUAACGGGAAGUAAACACCGCGCGUAAACACGGCGCGACCUCUUCCCAAGGUGUGUGAGUGUGCGCGCCCCUGUGAAUGUGUGUGUGUGUGUGUGUGUGUGUGUGUGUGUUGUUGCCCGGAGCAGGGAAGGUUUACCCACUCAGAGCUGCGUUGUCAGUAACCAUGGCUCCGGCCCAGCUGUGUGCGCCAACACGUGCCUCUCGCCUCUUUAUUAAUCUCAGCAUGUGCGCUGCUCUCCCACCUUCAUCUCGAUGUCUCUGUCUAACUAUGGGGAAAUGACGGUGAUCGUAAUAUUAAUGGUGAUUAUAAUUAUUUCUAAUGGAAGGUUUAAUGACUUUGGCCGAUUUUUCAGAUCCACUAAAAUAAUCUGAGCCGAUUCACCCCCCAAAAUAACCCAGAGUCACUGGUUUGGUGAUGUUUUUUUUUACUGUUCUCACUAAUGACACAAGUCAGCAGGGUCUGGAUCUGUGAAUAUACACAUUACCAGUGAUUUAUCAACCUCUCCGGGAAGUUAAUCUGAUAUUAAGUGACACCUGUUACCCUCCUCGGAACAUUAAACUGUUCAAAAACAACCAAAUCCGAGCCCCUGUAAUGCCCUCACAUGCCUUAUGAUCACAUUACUUCUCCCUGUGAGUCAUGUGACUCUUGUCGGGCUGGCAGCGUAUGGCUCUCUUGUGUAACAGUGCUGACAAAGAGGGAUCCAAUCACUCCUGAUCUCAAAUGAAGUGUGACCUCCUCUGCACUGGCUUUUCAUUAACUCGUACCUGCUGAUGUGGCCCUGCACUUUCCCUUUCUCGUGUUUAAUGUAACUACAAGAGAAACCCUCUCGCUGCCGCACGUUGGAGUACCCCUUUGUGUCUUCCUCCCCCCCACGCCUCCUUCCCCUCUCUUGCUUUCCUCCACAGUAUGCCGCCUGCUCUAUAUGUGGCACUAGGGCGGCUCUAGGAAUCCAGUCCAAAUGUUUUCCAUAUUAGUUCAGAGCCUUCUCUGUUUCCAAAUAGCAACCGGGCUGCGGGCUUUUGGUGAGAGGAGGCCUCAGCAGGGAGGGGACGGGGCAGGAGGCAGUCGGCAGGCAGACAGGCAGGCUCAUCCACCCUAAACACUGCAAUAGUUCAAGUUGAGAGGGACAGAGGGGGGAAAGGGAGUGAGAAGACAGGAGGAGAAAUGGGGCAGAAAGGUUCCACAGAGAAGACGGAGGCCAAGAAGAGGAGAGAUGGAAGUCCAGAGCCAGGACAAAGCAAAAGGUGCAGAGGCUGCUGCUUCCCGCUGCUCGUCGCCCUGCUCCAGCUGCUGCUGGGGGUGGCUGUCGCAGUCGUGGCCUUCCUCAUGUCGGCCAUCAGCCCCUCGCUCCUGACCCGGGAGACCCCACACUGGGCGGGGAUCAUCCUCUUUUUCGUCUCCAUCGUGGGCUUCGUCCUCUGCUGUAUCACCUACGUCCCCGACGAGAGGACGUCUCUGCAGUUCAUUGUCAAGCUCCUCUACUUUAUCCUGUGUGUCAUCGGCCUGGUCAUUUCCGUGCUGGUUAUAGCGUUCGCUGGGCACCACUACUCACUGACCAGUAGCCUCAGCUGCGAGCAGGUGGAAGGGGACUGCGUGUGCACCCUGGACCGAGACGACCCAAUCGCCCGCACCUUCGUCUACGAGGCCGCCGGCGACUGUGAGGCGAUCAGCGGGACGCUCACGCUCUACUUCCUGAUCCAGAUCAUGCUGAACGUGGCCCAAGCGCUCGUCUGUGCCGUCGGGGCCUUCAUCAUGUGGAAGGACCGGUACCAGGUGUUCUUCGCCGGGCUUCAGAUCGCCGCCCCCUCCACUCAGCACUGGCAGAGGGUUUAAUGUGAUGAGGACAGGGUAGAUGGGCUGAGUCUAAUCAGCCGGUUCAGGAUGGAGGGAAUCUGCUUCUGGUGUGUGUGUUUACUUUGAUCAGUUUAUAUCAACCUUGAAUGGCUUUUUGCACAGAUUUUGUAUAAGUAAGAUUUUUCACUUCCAGCUGCUGAUGUUAUAAAAUUGUAUAGUAUGAAAAGAAGAAGAUCUAGUAUCAUGGAAAAAGUUAAAGUGAUUAUCUGUGUUCCAGCACGAUAAUGAACUCUUCACAAUGUUUCUAAUUAUGUUGAUGUUGAUCUUGAGACAUAUGAUUUAUAUAUAAUUACAGAACGAGACAACACAUGUAUUUGUUUUGCACUUAACUCUCAAAAUAUAUCGGCAAAAAUGUCCUUUGGUUUGAGUGACAUUGUUUUAAUGAUCCGAAUUAGCUGCUUCAAUGAUUGAAACAACAAAUGGUGGUUUGCAAAUACACAAAGAUGCAGCCUCAAGCUUUAUUAGUUCAUUGCUUUAAAACACUGGAGAUUAAACUCUGUAUUGCGACUCACUUCCAUGUUGUUUAUCACAAAAAGAGCACAAAUUCCACAAAUAACCAUUUUUAUUAAGUUUGCCACCGUGCUCACAGAGAUCCAAAACCCAGACAGCUCAGUUAGACACAGUGAGAACUGAUCCUGACAGACUCUCUGCUCCGUGACACUGGAUCCGGACUGAGCCGGGCUGUGGCUCGUGAAGGCGGAUGCCAGGCCGGGAGCCAGCAGUGACUCAAAACAGCCUGUAGGAGUCAAAAGACUGCAGCCACAAAGGGAGGAGGGGGGAGGGGAGUGCUGGGGUGAGGUGAGGGGGGACUCAGACAGGCAGCUGGACCCAACUAUGUUCUCUGUGUGUUUACAGCAUUUUCACAUGUUGGGACGAGCACAAAAAGAAUGAAACAAGCACAGAAGUUUAGGGACUGGAGGCCUCAACGUGACUCAGUCUCCUCUGCAGAUUCAGAGGAGUGUAAUCCCUGUGCAGUUUUGAAUCUAAUUUGUCAGUGAUGAAAAAAGUUUGACUGACUGUUUUAUUUCUCGGAGAAGCCAGAAAACAGCGUACUGUCUGGGAAUAAAGAAUCCAGGAUGUGCAUUGCAAGCUGUCAAACGUUUUGUGGUUACAAAUACAAAUCUUUGAUUCAGCUAAA